Molecule: messenger RNA, 3335 nt
Organism: Phyllopteryx taeniolatus (common seadragon)
Lineage: Eukaryota; Metazoa; Chordata; Actinopteri; Syngnathiformes; Syngnathidae
Gene: fgl2a
Product: fibrinogen-like 2a
Exons: 5
Coding region: 164-1666 (500 amino acids)
Source: RefSeq, a predicted model, not a curated record
AUCGCAGGCAGCGCCAGUUCCCCUGCACUCUCUCAUCCCUGCAGGUUGCGCUUACCCACACACAUACAUACGCAGACCUGACUCCACCGAUCCUCACUGAAUCGCCCCCACUUUUUAUUCUAUUCAGAGCACUUUUUAGUUAUUUCUUUGCAACUCAACAAAAAUGAGGACUCUUCUGGUUUGUGCCGCUCUCGUGCUCACAGCCACCUUGGCGCCAAACACCUGUCAUGCAGCGGACUUCCCCGGUAGUUCACACCAGAAGUGGGAUGCAAGAGGACCCUACACUUUGGGAGCAGACUCUGGUACCUCAGGCUCCUGCGCCAUCAAACUGAGACCUUCCGGCCAUUGCGGGGGCUCGGUGUCAGGGGCCGGAGCAGAGGAGGCCGACGAGUGCCCCUACCAGGUAACCCUGCCUCCGCUCACCAUUCAGCUGCCCAAGCAGUUCAGGCUACUGGAAAAGACAAUGAAAGAGCUGCAGAGCCUGAAGGAGGUGGUAAACAAGCUGAAGAGCGGCUGCCAUGAGUGCAGCAACAUGCGUGGGAGUGGAGUCUACGGGCACCAGCAGGCAGACCAGGGACAGACAGGAGAUGUGGCAGGACUGGACCUGACAAGACAGGAUGUGCAAAGUGGGUCCAGCCAAGAAGAAAUGGACAACGUGAUGGUGUCUGGCGCUACUGUGGAAGGCACUGGAUUGGGACACGGACAUCAUUUUGGGAAAAUCACACCUGGUCCGAGCAGUAUGCAGGAGAUGCAGGUGAAGCUGAACAGGAUGUCAGUGAGCCUGCGCAAUGCCAGGAACCAAAUCUCCACACUGCAGGGUCGCAUGGAGGGCCUCAACCUGCUCAACAUGGACAACGUGCAGUCCAUGGUGGACAGACGUGUGGAGAACAUCACUGGCGUGGUCAACAAGCUGAGCUCCACCUGCACCACACAAUGUGCAGUACAGAAUACGCCACAGUUCAUUUUAGCCCCUCGGGACUGCUCAGACUACAAUGUGCUGGAGACGAGGAAGAAUGGAGUGUAUCGCAUAACCCCCGACCCCCGCAACGGGACGUUCGAGGUCUAUUGUGACAUGGAGUCCUUUGGUGGCGGCUGGACGGUUAUACAGCAGCGACUUGAUGGGUCUGUCAGCUUCAACCGCACCUGGACUGAAUACAAGAAAGGCUUCGGCAACCUCAGAGGUGAGUUCUGGUUGGGCAACGACCACAUCCAUCUGCUGACAAAGGCCAAAGACAUGACGAUGCGUAUUGAGCUGGAGGACUUUGAGGGUGUGCGGGAGUAUGCCAAGUAUGACCAGUUCUAUGUGGCCAAUGACUACCUACGAUACAGGCUGUCCAUCAGCGGAUACAGUGGGACGGCCGGGAACGCAAUCAGCUUCAACAAGCACUUCAACCACGACCAAAAGUUCUUCUCCACCCCAGACCGCGACAAUGACAUGUACCCCUCGGGUAACUGCGGAGCCUACUACAGCUCCGGCUGGUGGUUUGAUGCCUGCAUGUCGGCCAACCUCAACGGCAAGUACUACCACAAAAGGUACAAGGGGGUCAGGAACGGGAUCUUCUGGGGAACGUGGCAUAACAUGUCGACAGAGUACUACCCGACCAACUACAGGCAGGCGUUCAAGACGGUCAAGAUGAUGAUACGGCCCAAGAAUUACACUCCGUAAGAGGACUGGCGAAUGAAUAUGGAAAAAUGGACAGUCAGAAGUAGUACCGGAAACAGACUGUAGACUCACAUGCACAUACUUACACAUAUCACCAAAUGUUACACAUUCGCAAGCCUGUUGGGCACUUUGGAAGCAGUCCAAAUUAGGGAUGUACCGAUAUAUCGAUAUGUCCGGACUCGUACUUGCAAAAAUGUUUCGAUACUACGACACCGAUACCACUUAACCACUGUAGUCGGGCCUGGACCGAGUUCCUCGAGCACUUGCUCAUCUCCGACCAAGCGAGCAGUGUUCUUGUCACGAAGCGCGGAGGCGCCUGGUUGAUCCUGCCAGUAGCAUAUCUAAGAUUAAGCCAUUCAAGUCAAAGGACACAAGGACCUGUACAGUCAAACUGUGAAUGGCUCAUUAAAUCAAUAGGUCAACCUACUACAUAACACUUGUAAUAAAAAUAACCUGCCCCUUACAUUUUUUAAAACAGAGUCAAGACAAAAGAGAAGUGAUCCUGUUAUCAUGUAUCACUUCAGUUUUCCUGCCAGUUUUAUUUUAGAACCUAAAUGCCUUGUGUUACAGGCUACAUUUACGAGAAAUGUGUGCCAAGAUUUAGAAAAGCACACAGGUGUGUGUUAAAACAUCACUAAUGACAAGUUGUUACUCUGCAAAGUGCUAUUUGAGUGGAAAUUUAUGCCAUGUUCAAGAAAAGUUUGUGUUUGAUUAAAAUAAAAUACUUUUUGAUCACAAUUGCAAGACGUAAUUGCAUUAUCGAAUAUCAGUACUCAAAUGUAAGUACAGUACUUGACCUGUAUUGUGUGGGGGGAAAAAAAGUGUUAUCGGUGCAUCCCUGGUCUAAACAAAAACAAAAAUCAACCGUGCUGUCAGUUCUCCACUGCGGCAUAUAUAACCUUCUAAAUUUUGAAUUAAAAUGACAAUAAAGAACAAUGGACUGUGAACAAGAACUGACAAAUAGAAAUAUCACACGAGCUGUGUAAAAGCUAGCCUCCUGCAGGGGCCAUCAUAUUAAAAGAUAUGUUACUAUGGAUGAUUUUUUUUCCACUGAGGUUCUCUGUCAAUAAUCCACUUGCUGUCCUGCUGCAUCUUUCUAUUAAACCAGCUUAGACUCAGCUCAUUGCACAGAAAUAGUUAAACUUAUGAGCUAUCAUUUUGCCCACUCUAAACGCUUGCAUAAUUAACAACAGCCAUUCAAGUGAGGCAUACAAAAGCUGCAGAGUCCAUUUUUUGAGUGGGUCGAACUGGUGACUGGCAGCAGUACACAAGUAAUAGCCUAUUGUUGUUUUUUUUUUAAAUUAAACUGAGAUAUUCUGCACAUGUUCCAUAAUUCUAUGAUGCAUAUUUGCGUUUUAUUCAUGACUCUUUGCAUUGUACUAGACAGCAUAUGAACAGCAGGAAGAAACAUAACCACAUUGUUUUUCAAACCAUAGCCACUGGAGUAAGAAACGACUGCAGAAAAAAAGAUAGCUAUAAAAAAAUAAAUCAAUAAAAUAAAAAGUCUCACCACUUGUAUAAUACUGCCACCUAAUUCCAGAUCACUGUAUUGCAUCACUUUAUUCCUUCUAACACACUGUGAAUGAGCAGAAUGCAGGAAAGAUUAUUUUUUUCUAUAUUGAGGAUGUGUACAGUAUUUAUUUUUAUUUUGUGAAGUUUGAUAGACUUUAUA